AUGCCGAGUUUAAAGCCAAAAUCACGAACUGUUGAUAAAAUGGAGAAGCAGAAUCAAAUUAUUACUGAUUUCUCGCAAUCUCCAGUUUGUUCAACCUUGCAAGUAGCAUCCCAAUUAUCUUCCCGCCACCUAUCGAGGACCACUGAGCACAUAUUGCCAGAAGGUAAAGAGGUCGAUUAUUUUGUGGAUUUGAAAGUUAAAGGAAGGAGAAAAAAGGCUUCGGCUGGAAACGAAGAAAAAUUAUACGAAAUCACUACCCCAAGUUAA
Molecule: messenger RNA, 267 nt
Organism: Acaulospora morrowiae
Lineage: Eukaryota; Fungi; Glomeromycota; Glomeromycetes; Diversisporales; Acaulosporaceae
Source: the annotation of a GenBank genome assembly